This is a messenger RNA of Lycium ferocissimum, 912 nucleotides long. Its product is annotated as receptor-like protein 15. NCBI's taxonomy places the organism in Eukaryota, Viridiplantae, Streptophyta, Magnoliopsida, Solanales, Solanaceae. Gene Ontology annotation, molecular function: protein binding. The record is from RefSeq and is a predicted model, not a curated record. The transcript has a single exon. The coding region runs from base 215 to 883 and encodes 222 amino acids.
GCAGACAAUAGAUUUGAAGGAAGGAUCCCAAAUUCCAUUGGUGACCUACACCAUCUACGUAUCCUCGUGCUCUCAUCAAACUCUUUCAGUGAAUCUAUCCCAGAAGGACUAAUGAAGUUGGAAAGUCUACAAUAUAUUGGUUUAUCCAGGAACAAUCUGUCUGGUCCCAUUCCUGAGAAUCUUGAUGGCUUGAAAACAAUGAUGAGAACACAAAAUGAGGCAACAAAUCUUAGGUUAUGUUUACUCCCUCAAGUUCAUUGGUGCUCAGCUAGAAAUAGUCACCAAAGGACAGACACAUUGGCUUGAGUCAGUAUAUUCCUACAACAGUGGAUUCGACGUGUCAAGCAAUGCUCUUACUGGUAAAAUCCCUGAGAAAAUUGGCCUUUUAAGUGGACUUCCAUUGUUGAAUCUCUCACAUAAUAAUCUUUCGGGGGUGAUCCCAAAGUCUAUAGGCAAGAUGAUUUCCCUUGAGUCGUUGGAUCUCAGCUAUAACCAAUUAACAGGGGAAAUUCCAGUGACAUUGACAGUGUUAGAUUUUCUCCAGUAUCUCAACUUGUCUUAUAACAACUUGAGCGGAUGGAUUCCAAGCAAUCCACAUUUUGGCACUCUGUAUCAAGAUGGAACGACAUAUAUUGGAAACAGAUACUUAUGUGGUGCUCCUGGUGGGAUGAAUUGCAGUAACCAUGGUCCCUCUAUCGCAGAAACUGCAGAGAACAGAUAUGAUCAAGAAAAUGUCCUUUUUGUUUUAGUUGUAUUCUUAGGCUAUGUUACAGGAAUUUCUGGUGUAUUUCUGUUGUUGUAUUUGAUAGACGACAAUUGGAGGAACAGGUAUUGGAGGGCAGUAGACAGAAUUGUGUUAAAAAUAGUGAACUGUAAACCAUGACAUGCAUAUAUACUAAAUUUCUGCAAUAG